CAACUGUCAAACCUAGCAUUUGCGUUGACCAAUCUGUGAAAAGAAAUGAAAAUGGCGAAGUAGAGUAAAUAUAGACAUUAGACGUGUUUACAGUAAAACAUUCAUAUAAACAAUCAAGCUCAUUAAAUUUAUAUUUUUUAUCACACAUGCGUGAUACGAUACGUUUUGUGACGUACCUAGUUACUUUCUGUAUUAAGUGUGAAUGAUAAAAGUGUUGCUGGUUGCCUAUACAGUGUCUUGAGCCUGCUCUCGCCAUGAAGUUAUUUACAUAAUUUCUCAAUAACUGUUCGCAAUGUUUGUCGGGAUAGUGUUAUUAGUUUUGGUGUGCCGAGUUAAUGCAGAGCCGGAAUCAGUGCAGUACCGAUGUAGUACCAGUAGUAAUAAGUCUAUGACGUUCAAGCCGUCAGUAGACGAGGUUCCUGGGCGGUAUACUGCGGAACUAUGCAUGUUAAAGAAUCCGAAUAUCACCAGUUGGAGGAUAGACCUGUCGAUGUAUAAACCAACGUACUGCACUAAUGCCAACAGACUAGUCCGGAAGCCCGAUCAUGAGCACUCCACCAACACUCUGCCUAUUGUAAAUCACAAUAACUGUACCCAUGUAUGCUAUUCAAUGAACUUUGACCUGAUAUUCAGAGGGUGCUAUAGCAUCAAGAGCACGCUCACACCUUUCAGAGGCCAGAGUUCCCAAUAUGAUGCUUUCUACUUCUUAAUUGAUAAUGAGUUCACACAGGAAUACUUUGCUAUGAACAAGCCCCAUGUCAGCUUUGUUAAUCACGACAAUGAAGUAUCAUUAUAUUGGUACCUGGGCAUACCUCCAACAGAAUACAAAGUGGAGUUGUGCCGUCUACAAAACAAUACACAGGAGUGCGCGCACACGCUGGACGUGUCGCGCAACUGCUCGCGGUGGCAGCGCUCGCAGCUGCACUGCUUCCUGCGGCCCGCGCACGGCUGCUACAGCGCGCACAUGACGCACGAGGCGCCCUGGACCGGCGGCAUCUUCAACAACCAGACAUAUCUGCACUAUGACUUCUGCCACUACCCGGCCAAGGCGCCGGUGGUGGCGGGCGGCGGGGACUCGCGCGUGUGGUGGGCGCUGGGCGCGGCGCUGCUGGCGGGCGGCGCGCUGCUGGCCGCCGCCGCGCUGCGCUCCGCCGUCACCGCCAGGAACUACCACAAGCGCCUGCUGCACGCCUUCCAGGCCGACAGGACACGCAGUGACCUGGAGUCGCCGCCCGCCCCGCAGGAGCCCCGCGGGCCGCUGCUGCUGCUGUACGCGCGCGAGGGCGAGCACGCGCAGCGCGCGGUGGACGCGCUCAAGGACCUCAUACACGAACACACCGGACUUGAGGUGCUGGACCUGUUCUCCCCGGCGGUGACGGCGCGCGCGGCGCCCGGCCCGGCGGGCUGGCUGCGCGGCGUGCUGGCGGCGGGCGCGCGCGUGCUGCUGCUGCAGGCGCCCGCCGCUGCCGCGCUCUACCACGCGCCGCUGGGGGACUCGCUCGCAUUGUCGGAGCCGCUGCUGGGCCGGCGCGCGCUGUACCGCUCUCCGCAGUUCGGGGACCAGCUGCUGGCGCUGGCGCUGCGCUGCAUCGCGGAGGACGUCAGCCAACACCACGCCUACCACAAGUACUACUUCGCCACGUACGCGGAGCUCCCGACGGAGCUGCUGCGCGGCGUGGUCCCGUACCGCCGCUACCUGCUGCCCGGCGCCGCGCCCGCGCUGCUGCGCGACCUGGCGGGCGGCGCGCCGCGGGACCCGCGGGACCUGCGGGACCCGCGGGACCUGCGGGACUACGAGCGCGCCGUCGCGGACAUGCUGCAGCACGUGCGCGACAACCCGCACUACCUCAUGGACGAGCUCAUCAUCAUGUGAACAACCAUUGACCAGUGUAACACAGUUCUGCUUAUAAUCACCAGCCAAUUGUACCAGCCAGGUCAUAUCUCCUGGCUGAAGUACUGCUGCUGAAACCUACAUAGCAAUCACAAUCAAUUAUAACCCUGAUAAUAUUAUAUGGGUUAAAUUGAGGUAAUUGAUGAUACUUAUAGAAUAUCGUCUUAUAAAAAAAAAAGAAUAAUAUGACAAACAUCGAUGAAUUUUUCAUGACAUCUAUACCUCAAGUCACCAAUAGAAGAGUAACAUAAUAAUAACUAAUAAUUUUUAUAUUAUAAGCCAGCCAUUAAAACAUUUAAGUGAACAGUGUAUGGUAUAAUCUCCAGGAGCAGGUAGCUCUCGUAAUGUCAGCUUGUGGCAUUAGAAAUUAAUUUACUUAAACUAUGGCUCCCAUCAAUGUGGUCUUAACUAAUAUUGAUGGAUAGCUGUGCAACGAAUCUCUUUCGAUUAUAAGUUCUUGUGUUGUCCUUACUAAACUAAACCUGGUUUCUGAAAGAUAUUAAAACUCACUCACUUUUCAUAGUGUAAUGUCAUCGAAUGUUUUGGUUAGACAGAACAAUGCGAAGCAAAAGUUGCCCUUAUUUUCAUGCUGAAUUUGUCAUUAUCAAGUAGAAUGUAGAGGCAGAGAGACAUUUGAGAAUGUCUCUUAGCUAAGGGUUGUUCUGGAAUACAAGUGUGGGAACGAAACAACUUAAGUCAGCAACCGUUAUACUAAGUCAUACAGUUUCACUUUUGUGCAAAGUGCUUGUUAGUCAGUAACAUUCAUCAAAUGAGUUUGAUUUCCCGAUGUCCGCAUUGACUUAGCUUUCAGAUUCCAGGUUUAGAUUACUUGUUAUGUUUAGGCAAAGAGGUCUGAUAUUGUCGACUGAAAAUUAACGAUGACUUUAUUAUUUUAUGGUUUGUCUAUUGGCAAACAAACUGUACAUGUACAAAAAUCAUGACUUUGUUAAGGACCAUGUUUCUAAUGAAAAUCCGUGAAUUCCUUGUCUAAGUAUCACUUAUUUGAAAUAGAUUUACUAAAUUUAAUGGAAUUUUAUCACUGUAUCUACUCUAUACUGUAUGACAAACAAUUCAGAAAACAACUAAACAUCCAUUAACAACUAAAAAGUUUUAUAGAAUGUUUUCUUUGUAAAGUCCUGAAUUAAAGUGUAACUGUUUCCUAUAAAUACAAAAAAUAAAUUGUAUUUUCAAUAUGAACAAGUACUAAUAGUGACAAAGUUGUAUGCAAAUACGUAACUAGUUCCUUUAAUGGAGUGUACAGUUUAUGACUAAUUCAACGACACCGGUCGCGGCUACAAUUACAACGAGCCGGUUUUACAUGUACAUAAAUAUACAUUUAUUACUGUUAAUAUAUAUUUAUAGGUAACAUACACUGAAGUACGUUGAUUUUGUAAAGUAUCGUGUAAGUAUGUAAAUAUUAGAGCCUCCGUAGUUAGUGGCAGCUAUCGUGUAUGUUUUAAUUAAGAGAAGCGAAUUAUGUAUUGUAAUAGUCUCAGUUAAGUAAACCUAUCGUCUGAUCUGUUCAUGUAUUGAAUCCUAUUGUAAAUAUUGUACCUGUCUCAUACAAUGCGAGUGAAUGAAAUAUGCACCGCUAUCAAUGUUUUUGUGAACAUAUCGCGGUGAAACUAACAUAAUAUUGUCAUUAAUAAUCUUAUCAGUACAACAUCGUAUCGUAAGUGUAGUUCUUUAUACUUGUCAAAUUCAUUAAUUGUUAUGUAAAUAUAUUACGUCAGAAAAGCAUUUGUGAAGAUUUUAUCCACAAAAAUCAACAUUUUUGUAAUUCCAGUAUAACACUACUAUGAACAACACUGAAAAAUACAUGAAUACCUUGAAAUGCUAUUGAAAAUGUUGAUUUAUAUACCAAUAAACGAUGCAUUUAUUAUCAUUGAUCCAAAUGAAACUCGAUCAACUCGAUGGCUGCAUUAAAAAAUAGUCAUCUGUCAUGAGUAACAAAAUUAAUACUGAGCUUAAAACCGCAUUUUUCUAUUUUUUUAAUUCAAUGUUAUAAUGUAAUCACCGCAUGUGUUACUUGCUGUUAGAAAAAAGCGUUACAUAUUGUAUUUACAAUCAGCUACAUAAUGUUAAGGCAUCGAAACAUCACGCACCAUCACUGCCUUUCUCAGUUAUAUGAUACAGGCUGAAUACUCAAACACAACAUAUUCUUAAGUCGCGGUGUCAGUGUGGACUGUGUUGGGACAGCGUGGCAGUUAUGUUGGGGAGCUAAUCUUGCCGGAACAACCGGAUCACAUCUAGAACUAACACAUACGAUCACGUGUCUCUCUGUUAAUAUACUUACAUGUUCGUACAUAUUCUAAUGAUAAUUAUAGUUUAAGCAUAUAUUGUUGAGUUAUUGUUGUUGUGUUGUUACAUUACUGUCAUAUGUUUAGUAUAAGUUAAUAUUAAACAAAUAUUUCUGUA
Messenger RNA from Trichoplusia ni (cabbage looper), 4309 nucleotides. RefSeq lists its product as uncharacterized. The coding region runs from base 293 to 1873 and encodes 526 amino acids. The record is from RefSeq and is a predicted model, not a curated record. The transcript is spliced from 9 exons. Lineage: Eukaryota; Metazoa; Arthropoda; Insecta; Lepidoptera; Noctuidae.